Hymenoscyphus albidus is the source of this 2934-nucleotide messenger RNA. Lineage: Eukaryota; Fungi; Ascomycota; Leotiomycetes; Helotiales; Helotiaceae. The record is from the annotation of a GenBank genome assembly.
AUGCCUAGGUUAGUUCUGAAAUCUGUUGCCAAUCCUCAAAAAUUCUCAGACUGACCGUCUUUAGAGAAAUCAUCACCGUUCAAGCUGGACAAUGCGGCAACAGCAGUGAGUAUUUCUAUGAACCAAUUACUCGUUUCACUUCGAGUUCUAAUAUUCGAUUUGUGUAGUUGGUAGUCAAUUCUGGCAGCAGUUGUGCCAGGAACACGGAAUUAGUCAGGAUGGCAACCUCGAGGACUUUGCGAGGGAAGGAGGCGACCGAAAAGAUGUCUUCUUCUACCAGUCGGACGAUACCAGAUAUAUCCCAAGAGCUAUCUUAAUUGAUCUGGAACCUCGAGUAUGUGAACAAGGGCGGUUACGAGCAUAUUCUGAAUAUGCGCUAACAAUUUCAUAGGUGCUUGCUACGAUACAAAAUGGCCCCUACAAGAAUAUCUACAACCCCGAAAACUUCUUCGUCGGUAAAAAUGGUGUGGGGGCAGCAAACAACUGGGGAGAUGGUUACCAAACGGGUGAGACAGUCCACGAAGAAAUCAUGGAGAUGAUUGAUCGGGAGGCGGAUGGGAGUGAUUCUCUUGAGGUGUGUACAAGACAUCAAAAUUGGUCCAUGAACAUACACUGACAAGUCCAGGGCUUCAUGAUGCUUCACUCCAUAGCUGGAGGAACCGGCUCCGGAUUGGGCUCGUUUCUCCUCGAAAGAUUAAACGACCGCUUUCCCAAGAAGAUCAUACAGACCUAUUCUGUAUUCCCAGAUACAACAAAUGCGGGAGGCGGAGGAGAUGUCGUAGUUCAUCCAUAUAACAGUUUGCUGUCGAUGCGGAGACUCACCCAGAAUGCCGAUUCGGUAGUAGUGCUCGAUAACGGUGCUCUCUCACGAAUUGCAGCAGACAGAUUACAUGUUCAAGAACCAUCAUUCCAGCAAACAAACCAACUGGUAGGAUUUACAAGCUACUUCAGGGGAAUAUUUACUUACAUGCAACAGGUAUCAACGGUCAUGUCAGCCAGUACCACAACACUUCGAUAUCCAGGUUACAUGCAUAACGAUCUAGUCAGUAUCGUUGCUGCCUUGAUACCAACGCCUAGAUGUCAUUUCCUUAUGACAUCGUAUACUCCUUUCACUGGCGACAGUGUUGAACAAGCAAAGACUGUUCGUAAAACAACUGUAUUGGAUGUGAUGCGUCGUCUUCUCCAGCCGAAGAAUAGGAUGGUUUCGACUAUUCCUGGAAAGAAAAGUUGUUAUAUUUCAAUAUUGAACGUAAUUCAAGGAGAUGUUGAUCCUACAGACGUUCACAAAAGUCUGCUCCGUAUUAGAGAACGAAAACUGGCGACGUUUAUUCCAUGGGGUCCAGCAAGUAUUCAAGUUGCGCUCACCAAGAAGAGUCCAUAUAUUCCGAUGAGCCACCGAGUAAGCGGCCUCAUGUUGGCAAACCACACGAGCAUAGCAACAGUAAGUCAAAAUUUUGAGAGUCCUCAAAUACGGCAGGCUAAUUGUUGUUUCUAGCUGUUCAAGAGAAUUGUAAGGCAAUAUGAUGGUAUGCGAAAGCGAAGUGCAUUUUUGGACGGAUACAAGAGAACCGCUCCUUUUUCAGACAAUUAUGACGAAUUUGAUGAAGCAAAGGAAGUUGUCACCGAUCUGAUUUCAGAGUAUGAGGCUGCCGAGAAUGCGGAUUACCUAAAUUCAGAUGCAGGUAAUGCAGCUACAGAGGAGGGGGAUAAUCGUGUAUCAUGAAUUGGAAUUUGAAAUCUUGCAUUUCAUUUGGGCGUCAGGUAUCCGCAUGGGCGGUCAGGGCGGGAGUUUUUAAAUGGAUGAUUAACGAUACCAAUUUGGAGAUGAUGUUGAGAGACCCCAUUUUCGGUUCUUGAUUUUCCAUAGCUUUGUUGUCAGUUUUCUCAUACUCCAUUUUUUUCCAAGUCCGAAACCUUGACGAGUGAAUACUGCUUAACGUCAUAUUACAUCAUGUUGAGCGGAGGAAAAGCUCCUGAGCUCACGCAUGCAGGUUUUGAUGGAGAGUAAAGAUCAGCUCAUAUGAUAUAAGAGCGAUGGUUACUCUACAUAUAUUUCUCAUUUCUUCUACCAUUUAAACCUCAUACCAACUUCCAAACAAAAUCAGAUCCAAAUCAAACACAAAAGCAAUACCAGAAUCAAUAUCAGAACCAACACUCAAUACCAAAAACCACAAACUAAGGUAAAUCCCCCUCUUCAACGCCCUCCUCCCUCGCCAUAUUCUAACAAACACACUACAGCAUCUCACACAAAACUGCCCGAACAACAAAACAAAGCCAGCCUCGUCGAGGAACGACGAACCAACCUUCCUCUCCCGGAAGAUCCACCCGUAGCUUCCGACUGGAACUCGGCCGAUGCACGAACAGUCAAUGUCUCAGCGGGUGGUCCCAAGGGAAGUGAUGUGUCUACGGGCGAUGCUGCGAAAUAGUGGAUUGAGUGGUGCGGCGACGAAGGGCAGUGGUGUGAGAGAGGAAGGAGGUGCGGAUUUGAGUGGUGUGGGUAGACAGGGGAAGGAGGGAUUGGAUGGUUUGCCUAAGGAUGCUUUGGCGAAGUAGGUUGUUGUGGAAGGUGAUACUACGUGUAUAUUAUGAGUGUGAAGGAUGGGGAGAAGGGUUUGAAUGAAUGGGAUUUUAUUGUUGUCUUUGUUUCUGUUUUAUGUUUGACUUUUGCUGUCUGAUUCUUUGAAAAGAAGGUUGCAUUAAUAUCUCCUUCCCUGGUGAGGUGGAUGCGAUUUGAAGCUGUUGUGUUGAUUCUCGGGGUACCUGCUUAGCAUCGCAACCCUCCUUCCCAAGUGGAAACUACGGCCCACGAAAUUUCGGAGCUUGCUCCGCUAUGCCCAGGUAAUGAUGCCAACUGUUUAAUCCCAUUGGAAGAAAAGAAAAGGGUUGAUGUCAGCAGAGAGGUGCAGUGGCAAUGGAAUGACGUUAGGAAAAAUU